GUUGCUGCCCCCCCCCACGCUAAGCGCCGUCGCAAGAGGCCCAGCCGGAUCGAGGCAGCCGCUACGCCGUCGCAGUGACGCACGUGCGGCGCACAACAUACGAGCAUGGCCCACUACUACGGCCGCGACACGAUCGACGACCUCCUGAGCGGCGCGCGCAGCCCGCCCCGCAAACACCAGUCGCCCACCGAACGCUACAUGCGCUCGCCCCUGAGCGAGCUCAUCAACGACGCGCGGCGGGCGCAGCGGCGAAAAAGCUGCGACGAUAUUUUGAGGGAGGCGCGCGAGGCCGAGCUGCAGUCGGAGUCCGCGCGAUUACGAGAAGAGAUUUCGAGGUUGGAGGCCGAGCGCGCCGCGGCCAAGCGCGCGUACGCCGAGUCCAAGCCGCCGCCGCCACCACCAUCGCCUCGCCAAUUGUACGACACGCUCGGCGUGUCAAGGGACGCCUCAGACACGGACAUCAAGAAGGCGUACCGGAAGCAGUGCCUCCGGCACCACCCCGAUAAAGGAGGGGAUGCAGAAGCGUUCCAGAAGGUCAAGGACGCCCACGACGUGUUGAGCGAUCCGCAGAAGCGGGCGGUCUACGACGCGAAGGGCGACCGAGGACUUAAAAAAAUUGAGGAGGUGCUGCAGACGAAGGAGUACGAUGUGGUGAAGCCCCAACCGAAAGUCGUCGUCUGCUCCGCGACGUUGGCGGAUAUCGCGUGCGGGGGUGCUGCUGCUCUCAAGUUUCGGAGACGGGUCGGCUGCGCUUGUUGUGGAGGUACUGGUGCGCGUCUCGACAGAGCGGAGCCGUGCCUCGCGUGCGACGGGUCAGGUGUAUUGGUGAUGCCGACGGACGGGUUCCGGCUGGAACGGCUGCCCUGCGGCGCGUGCGACGGGUGCGGCGUGCGGGCGCCGGAGUGCCGCGAGUGCUGCGGCGCCGGCUUCCGGGUCGAGGCGGGAUCAUGUUCUAUAGAAAUUCCGAAGGGUGCCGAGGACGGUGCGCGCAUCACUGUUGAGGAUGAAGGCGAUAUUGGAGUGUGUGGGACGAGAGGAGAUUUGGUAGCUAUCAUUCGGGUCGAGGACGACGACCAAUUUUAUAGAAGAGGCGCCGACCUUAUUUUGAAGACGCCGCUGAAAGUGUCGUUGCGGGACGCGCUCGGAGGCACGGUCGACGUGGCGGCCUGUGUGGAAAUCAAUCAGUGUGUCGGGUCUUCACUAAGUCAUUUCUCGGCGAUGACGCGGCCGUGCUGGCCCCGUCGAGCGGCGAGGAAUCGGCAUCGCCACGCCAUCGAGCAAGCGCCGCGUCGAUGGCGUGGAGGUCGACGCGACGAUUCAGCACGAACGCGCCAUAAAAUUUGGAUUUUCACACAGGUGGCGGCGCCGACCCUCGACGCAUCAGUCCGCAUCCGGACCUCUCCGGGAACCGUUGUGGCGCCGGGGCGCUUCUACGCGUCCGAGGGCUUAGGGUUGCCCGCGCACGAGGGCUACCUGCGGGGCCGCCUCGUCGUGAGCUUCGACGUCGAGUUUCCCGCGCGCCUGUCCGAGGCGCAGGCUGUUAGUGUUGCGAAGGCGCUCGACGGCGAUCCCGGUGCGGCGACCGACGGCGGCAGCGCGGCGCCCGAGGCCGCGCCGCCGGACGGCGCCGACGCCUACGUCUACCCCUACGAGCUCGACAAGCCCCCAGAGACGCCCCGGGAGCGCGUCCCGCCGGAGUUCGUGCCGGACGGAUGUUCUCAAAUGUAGUAGAGGGGCGCCACACUAGGAGAGCAGAAUUCCUCCAGGCUUAAGUAAAUCACACAAAC
Pelagomonas calceolata is the source of this 1787-nucleotide messenger RNA. The record is from the annotation of a GenBank genome assembly. NCBI's taxonomy places the organism in Eukaryota, Pelagophyceae, Pelagomonadales, Pelagomonadaceae.